AUGGGCACAGGUUCGUGGUCCCUCAUAAGUAUGCAGCCCCAAUUGGGAAUCAGCAAGGGGACAGCGAGGGAUUCCAGCAAGGAGACGACCAGGCGAAUGGAGCUGGACAUGGAGAGGGAACUCAGGAAGGAGCAGAGGAAACUCAGGAAGAAGUACAAGAAAGUAUUAAAGCAGAUGGGGAAAGAGAAGUACCAAUCCCUGGUAAAUGAAAUCAUCUCCGUGGAGAGGGAGCGCAGCGACUUGCUGGGGAGACUUACUCCCACCUUCUCUCUCUGGAAAGAAAUCGAUUCUCAAACAACGUGGACAAUCGCCACAAAGGAGCCUGCUACUGCUACUACCAGGGACGAUGAGAAUCAACUUGCGGAGUACUUCAACUUGAUGCUCCAAGAUAUGGAGGACCUGGGCCAUCGGAUGCUUUCUAUGCUAUAUUUUCUCAACAAAUCCAAUGACCCCAUCUGCUCCUACAAGGCCACCGAGCUGUGCAAUACAGCAGCCAAAUUAAAUAUGCAGAUAUCCAAGGGAUUCGGCAUGAACCAUGAGCCGGAGCAGGAGCCGGAGCCGGAGCCGGGGCAGAUCAACUUGUCGACUCUUUUCAGCAGAUACUAUCGAUUUCCCAAUAAUUACGAGAACACCUUGGCCAAGUUAGACACGAGGGAGGAGGAGACUAAGUGUGAGGAUGUUAAGGUGAAGAAGACCAAGGAAGAGGAGGACAAGGAGAAUGACCCAUCCACAAUCGAGUAUUUCAAGAAAAGUCUGGAGCUUGAUCAAUACUUUUUCGCCAAGGAAGACUUGAACUGGCCCCUCAAAGUCUACGGCAAGAUUGCUGCUCGAGACACUGUGGACCGCAACCGCAACAUUCUAUUCUCUCGGUCAAAGUGUGAUUACCAAGAACCUAAUGGACAAGAUGAUUCCUUAUGCUUGACUGGCCCCUCUCGUGCGAUAGUUGCUUUGGGCCAUGUAGACUUUGAAGUUGAACUCAAAGUAAUCGAGGGAGCGGUGUCGCAAAGUUUGAUCAUUUGUGGAGGCCGUUACGGCGGUACAGAUGAUUGUUCCUCUUCUUCAGCCAGCGUGACUUAUGGUGGUGAUGGACCUACCUUCUUGCUCUCCAACCAUCGCUGCACAACAGAGGUAACACUUGAGCAGCUUGAUAGAUCGCACCAAGCUACUAUUGUGGGUGUACGAGUAACCAAAGGGGCUUGGCCUAUCAAAUAUGGAUGCCGGGUUAUUUGCUUUUGGGCUCCUGCUUCUACGGCAGAUGUCAUUGAUACCACUUGCAGGCCAGUUGUGCUGCUUGACCGCCGUGGUAAAGGAUUACAUAGAGGAUCAGAGAACUACCUUCAACUAUCAAGGAAAGUGGUUUCAGUGCAAUCACAAGGAACGCUGAGAGUGGCCAUAGAAGCCUAUGGGAAGUCCCGUCGCUGGAUUGCUCGGAAGGGCCACAUUGACUUUCCUGUUCAGCAGUGCCAAACAAGCAAGCGUGCUUGUUUAGUUGGUGACACCACAGUGGAGGUGGUUUUAGCUUGGUCGUUGCUUAGUUGA
Triticum urartu is the source of this 1539-nucleotide messenger RNA. Lineage: Eukaryota; Viridiplantae; Streptophyta; Magnoliopsida; Poales; Poaceae. The record is from RefSeq and is a predicted model, not a curated record.